CCUCCGGCAGUCUCUGCUCGGCGUUCUAGCGGCCAGGAACAGCGAUCUGCGAUCCGCGCUGCGGGCAAUGCAUCCCCGUUGCCAUGAGGCCCAUCUAUCAGCAGGAGCAGCCGCUCUUCUACCAGCGGCCAGCUAAUCUCCGACGCCUACGUCAUCCGCCGGGCACCGUCUACGGUCGCAGCUAUUCGCUCGAGGAUCAGCCGGAGGAUGUGAUCCCCGUCUAUCCGAAGUUCAUUUACGCCACACAGCAGCAGCAGCAGCAAAGGGCUCAGUAUCCACUGUACCAGCUGGGCGACUCACUGAGCUCACUGGAGAGCGAUUUCCCCGAGAAUGAGUACAGUGGAGCCUACAUAGUCGAACCGAAUGUUCCCCCCACGCCCAAAGUGGUCCAGAAUCUCAAUGCCCUAGGGCGACUCUUGGAGCUCCUGCAGCGCUGUCCUCUGCCGUGUCUCUCCUUCAACACCGCCUGCAUCUGCUCGCUGAUCGUCAUAUUUCUCGCACCGCGCACUUGUGCCCAGAGUUUACUGUUUCCCGCUUUCAGAUUGUUCUGCGGCACCCUGUACCCGGCCUACGCCUCCUACAAGGCCGUCAGGACCAAGGAUGUCAAGGAAUAUGUAAAAUGGAUGAUGUACUGGAUUGUCUUUGCAUUUUUCACCUGCAUCGAAACAUUCACGGACAUCUUUAUCUCCUGGCUGCCGUUCUACUACGAGGUGAAGGUGGCCCUGGUCUUCUGGCUCCUCUCGCCGGCCACAAAGGGCAGUUCGACGUUGUAUCGCAAAUUCGUGCAUCCCAUGUUGACGCGCCACGAACAGGAGAUCGAUGAGUACGUGAACCAGGCCAAAGAGCGGGGCUAUUCGGCGGUCCUGCAGCUGGGCUCCAAGGGAGUCAACUAUGCCACCAACGUCCUCAUGCAGACGGCCAUUAAGGGAGGCGGCAAUCUCGUGCAGACGAUCAAGCGGAGCUACAGCCUCAGCGAUCUGAGCGAGCCGGAUAUGCAUCGCACACAGGAUGAAAUGGACGCCGUGAUGAUGUCCUCGAUGGCUUCGUCGGCGGUGGUGAUGCGUUCGCCAUCCACGGGCGCUCGUCUGCUGAGGCCAAGGAAUCAGACGCCAGUGGGCAGAUCCGGCAGCGGCACCCGCCACUCCACUGGCAUGUAUUUCACGGAGGUGGAUGUGACCGCCAAGAAUGCGGGCGAUUUCAACUACAACAUUCGCAGCCAGGAUGACAUCAGCUCCGGCUACUCGAGUGCCGAGCCCGUGAGCGGUCUCAGUCGCACCUCCUCCAUGACGAAUGCUUCCAAGGGUCGGGCCAAGUCCAAACGCAAUGAGCAGUUGCUGGAAGAGAUGAGGGACGAGGUCUACUUAGAGAACCAGCUGUACUUUCAAGGUGUGCGAGGGGAGAACUCGAUUCCAACGGCCCACGAACUGAAGAUUGUGGAGAGCUUUGAAAGAAUCCCAUUUCGGGAGCAGGAGGAGAAUGAUAACGCGGAGGAUGAGGACUUCUUUGAGGCCUUGCCCUUAAUAGAGGAGGAGAUAAGUGAAGUGGAAUUGUCCAACCCAGAUCCACAAAAUAAUUUUACACAAGAGGAGGAGUUUGAAGAUGCAUUAUUCGAAGAACCAAAUCAACUAGAUUCAACCCAAGUGGAUACCAAAAAAAACAAUGAUUUAAGCGGGGAGGUACAUAUAGAGAAGUUACAAAAUCUGAGUACGAAUGGAUCCGCCGACACUACUGAACUGCACAAAUGCAAACCAUAUGUCCAACCACCCAUAGAUCCCUUUUUGUUGGUUUUGAGCACUUCUGCAUCCGCACCAGAUCCCUUUCUGCCCGAACGACAGCGUCCAAUGUCGCCUCGUGAAAUGCGGGCCACCCUGGAGGAGAUUAAGCACAGCUUCCGCGCACAACUCGAACCAGAGCCCUCCAUAUCGAGCUCCCCGUCGCCCUCCUUGCGACCCAGGGCCAACCAUGGCAAGGGGCGAGCUCCACCUCCGCCAUUGCCGCCGAAGAGGCACUCUUUGAGUCCUCAACCGGACGCCAUCAGCCAGACAUCGACGGGCAGCGUGGAACGCAAGUCAGGUAUCGGCCAACUGUUCAAGCAUAUCAAAGCUAAUGUGCUGCGUAACAAAGCUAAUCCCAGCCAGCGGCCGGAGGAUGAGCAGGUGGCGGCCAGAGAGACGCAAAUUUGAAGACAAAUCCAUGUCUGCUAGCUGCACCACCUUGCCACGGUCGAGCAGCCGGAAAUCGGAGAGAUCCCAGGUGGGUGGCACUGCCACUGGUCAGGUCAAAAUGCGCAACAAGUCGG
Messenger RNA from Drosophila suzukii, 2299 nucleotides. It is a transcript of the gene ReepA, whose product is annotated as Receptor expression enhancing protein A. NCBI's taxonomy places the organism in Eukaryota, Metazoa, Arthropoda, Insecta, Diptera, Drosophilidae. The record is from RefSeq and is a predicted model, not a curated record. Gene Ontology annotation, cellular component: cytoplasmic microtubule; endoplasmic reticulum membrane. Gene Ontology annotation, molecular function: microtubule binding.